This is a messenger RNA of Bemisia tabaci, 7114 nucleotides long. NCBI's taxonomy places the organism in Eukaryota, Metazoa, Arthropoda, Insecta, Hemiptera, Aleyrodidae. The record is from RefSeq and is a predicted model, not a curated record.
ACGUGUCUCCGUCUAGCUCGCUCUCAGUCGGUUUUUUGGGCUGGUCCCCGAGUCACCUCCGUCGCGCGUUCCGUCUUGUGCUUGCUUCUCUCCUCUCUUCCGUGCCCCGAAAUUCGGCUCUCAGUGAACGAAAACCGUGAUUCUUCACAGAGCCAGCCGGUCGCCUUCUAUUGCGUGUGUUUUGAUCGGUUUCCUAUCCGAAACGUGUGAUUCUACAUCUUCAACUGGAGCUCUAACCUCCGAAAAUGUGUUACAGUUUCUCUCCACUUCAUAUCAGUUGUCUGUGUCCAAGGACAAGCGCUUGAAGUUUUCUGUGAUAAGUUCGUGGUCGAAAGUCCCGGAAUUCCCCCAUUUGGUUCUUCUCUCGUGCACCCUACCACAGUGUGAAUAAUGGAUUUUGCCCUACACUGAAGUUGGCCUUUGACUCGAGUGAACACAGUGUGGAUAUAUUUUCGUCUCAACCGUGUAAUUAAAGUUUUCAUUGUGGAUAACCUAAGGAGUAACUCUUUACUACUGCAGCAGCUUCAUUCAUGUUUUAGGAAUAAAAUGGCUCUAGCCAGGCUGCCGGUGGUGAGUGAGUGCUCGCCUCGGGUCAGCUCCAACCAUCCGGGCUCCAGCAUGGCUGUGUCCCGCGUCCCGAGCCCACCUCCACAAGAAGCCAACACGCCGGUAGCUGAAAAUUGGUGCUAUACUCAGGUGAAAGUAGUCAAAUUCAGCUACAUGUGGACCAUCAACAACUUCAGUUUUUGCCGCGAAGAAAUGGGCGAAGUUCUCAAAUCCUCCACUUUCUCUGCAGGGGCCAACGACAAACUCAAAUGGUGUUUACGAGUUAAUCCAAAAGGCUUGGAUGAAGAGAGUAAAGACUAUUUAUCUCUGUAUCUACUUCUAGUCUCAUGUAACAAGACUGAAGUUAGAGCCAAAUUCAAGUUCUCCAUUCUUAAUGCCAAAAGAGAAGAAACCAAAGCUAUGGAGAGCCAACGAGCAUAUAGGUUUGUCCAGGGGAAAGACUGGGGCUUCAAGAAAUUCAUUCGCAGAGAUUUUCUUUUAGAUGAAGCAAACGGCUUAUUACCCGACGAUAAAUUAACAAUAUUUUGUGAGGUUAGUGUAGUAGCAGAUAGUGUGAAUGUCUCAGGUCAAUCAAAUGCCAUACAAUUCAAAGUACCGGAAUGCAAAUUGCCAGAUGAUCUGGGGCAUCUAUUCGAAGUUCAGAAAUUUAGUGACGUCACACUUUCUGUUUCUGGGCGAGAGUUCCAAGCACACAAAGCCAUCCUCGCUGCAAGGAGUCCUGUUUUUGCAGCAAUGUUUGAACACGAAAUGGAAGAGAGGAAGCACAAUCGCGUUGCAAUCUCGGAUGUGGAUCAUGAGGUUCUCCGCGAGAUGCUCCGUUUUAUCUACACAGGCAAAGCAGCUAAUCUAGAAAAAAUGGCUGAUGAUCUCCUAGCAGCUGCAGAUAAGUAUGCCCUAGAGAGGCUAAAAGUAAUGUGUGAAGAAGCGCUGUGCACUAAUUUAUCAAUUGAAAAUGCAGCAGAAACUCUAAUAUUGGCUGAUCUCCAUAGUGCUGAUCAAUUGAAAGCACAAGCUAUCGAUUUCAUCAACACACACGCUACGGAUGUUAUGGAUACAUCCGGCUGGAAGUCGAUGAUCAACUCCCACCCUCACCUAAUAGCAGAAGCAUUUAGAGCAUUAGCCACUCAACAAAUUCCACCCAUAGGACCGCCCAGAAAACGUGUUAAGCAAAGCUGAAAGAUAUUUAUGUUGCCGACUCCAUCACCAGCUUGUAUUCUUCGAUCUCAAACUUAGGAAAGAAAAGGAAAACUAUUCGUUUUAAAAGUGAGAAACAACUUAAAAAUUUAAAGAUAAAAAACUAGAAAAAAAUGAAAUUAUUGUUAGAAAUUAAUAUUAAACUAUCCCCCGUGAUGUAAAAAAAAGGAAAAAAAAUUGAUUCUAAAUCUGGAAGUAAAAGUUGUUUAAAUUAGUGCGGUUGCCAAUGAGAUUUUGAAAGAAGAUCAUAAAAGAACUAAAGUACCUUCUUCAAUUGUACUGUUAUAGUAUCAUCAUAAAAAUAAACUUGUAUGAUUUCUUUCAGUUGUUCUAGUUUUCUUUCUAAUAAUUUAUCUUUAUUUUUUUUUACGUUACUAUUUUUCUUAGUGAAUCAAGGUCUCGCGCCGAAAGUUUGCAACAACUCAAAAGAAAGAAUCGAUAAGUAAAAAAUUGUAAAGUAAAUAAGCAAUAUGCUGCUUACCUUAUUCUCAGGAAUUAUAGAUUUUGUGAUAUUUAAUUAAAGGUCAGUUUGUUGCAACUAUUUAAGAACAGGCUGUAUCUUGUGCUCCCACCCUUUCCUCAGUUUAAAAAUUCUAAAUUAGAAGAAGGAUCUAAUCUCAUAUUCUUAUUCCCCCUCCCCCCCUCUCCCUCUCAUUUUCUUAGAAGAUGAGGGGAGCGAGAACUAUCAACUAAAUUCAGUCAGCUUCUUUCCAGCCCGCUUCUUUUCUCAAGUUCAUGUGAUUUUUCAUCAAUAACUUUUCAUCCCCUCUUUUAUCAUCACGUUAGUCCUAAUCAGACUUUGUUGAGAAUUUUUUCUCGUAGAAUUCUAAUGUUUUCUCCAAAUUAUAUUCCUUCCAAAGUUUUAUCUAUUCAGCUUUGCUUCUUUGUUCCUGCGUUUCUUUUUCACCUUGUUUUCUGGUCCUCUUCUAAAUUUCAAAAUCAAAUCUUUUCAAUUGUAUAGAUCAGAAGGAAAGCAAAUCCAUGUGCUGGUAAUUUUUGUUUUCCUAAAAAAAAUCAAGUCAGCACUUCUCUGAAAUAUCUAUGUACAGUUUUUAUUUUUGGGUGCGGUAAUGAAAAUCAAAUUUUGCCGUUCUUUGAAUCUCAAAAUUUUAUUUUGGACAUUUCUAAACUUGUUUUCAUAGUAUGUGGCUAAAUUAUGUAUCAAAUCAAAGUGAAAAUGAAAGUUAUGGUUGGUCAUGCCUCAACAAUUUUGAAUCUGUAUAUUGUCUGCUAUCCAUUCGCUCUCUUUUUACAAAAUCAUUAAUUAAUGGCAUCGAUCCCUUUUUUUCCAUAACUUAAAGCUUCUAUACUUCUUAGUAUGUACUACCUUUUACCAGGCAACUGUUCUUAAUAUCCCUCUCAUCGGUCGCAAGGCUUUGAUAUUUGAGUUUUUCAUCCACAAAAGAUGUCUGCCUUUCUAAUUUACCGUCGAAGUCACCCACAGUCAUGGAUUUGUAUUCGCAACACAGCUGUGGCAAAUAUGUUGGAAGAUAAAGAAUGAAAUCGAAUAACGAGGUGACUUGACUUUAAAUUGUUCAUAGUUUUUUCAUUAUUAUGACAUUAACAUUUUUCCAAAUUCAUCAGGGUCAAUUUUUGUCAUCAAGUUUUUUUUAUUUCUUACCCAGCAUUUUUACCAUUGCUUUGUCAUGAAGAAAAUCCAAAUCCAGUUAUUUGCUGUGCAUGGAAUUCUGCCCCUCUUGGCUCGAUCAAAUGUUUUUUUCUGUCCCAUCUCUUCCAGAAAUAAAAAUAGCUUAACCAUAUGAAUACUAGUUUGCAGAACUAUAUGAAUGUAAAGCACCUGACUUGUCGGGUAGUCAACGCAUAGGAAAGAAGUAAGGUGACCCACUUUCAACAGGCGCUGAUCAUGCAUUGAAAAACCAUCCUCUAUAAUGAUGUUGCUGUUAGAUCAACAGUAAUAGCAUCCACUACAGUAAUUAUCAGUGUGCUCUAUCAUGAGAGCCACAUUGCAGCAAUUUCAUAACCAAGUUUCGAUGCAAAUUCUUUCUCUCCUCUGCCGUCUCCUCUCUUCCAAAAAGAAAAAAACAAUUUUCGUUUUGCUCCAUUAGGUAGAAAAGCAAAAAAAAAAAAUGGAAGAAGGUGACUAGUCAAGCUUCAAUAAAUAUUAAAUUUGAUUUAUCCUGUCUUAGAUCAGCGUUUAGAGAAUUAUGGUUUGGGGGGUGGGCGGUAAGGGGAGAGGACUUACUUUGUAGGUACGUAGGCUUCUUUUCUCCUCCACCUAAGUUCAAAGCUAAAAACAUGAUUCAAGUUAUUGUAAUUCAAUUUUUUCAUUUCCUCUCCUCCAGUACAUGGAAGUUUUCCUUCAGUAAUGUGUAAAAGUCUCAAGAGCUUCAAUCUCAAAACUGUGAGGAAAGAUUCGGCUUUUAGUUUUAUUCUACUCAUGUCUUUUUAACUUUUGUCUUGUACAGUUCAAUUUUCUUCUGUAGAGUUAAUGCUAAGGUUUCUUGUCCUGUUUCUUCUCGAAACUCUUGGAUAAAUAUCAAGUGAAACGCAUAAUCUUGUAAAAGUUUACUAUUAUACCUAAUCACAAGUAUGGUUACGUAGUUUUACUUCUGAUUGUCAUGUAUGUGAUAUUUGUUUCUAAGAUCAUGUCCCUUGAAAAAUUGUAGAUUUAGUGUUUUACUUUGAUUAAAUAAUAAUUUGGAGUUGACUUCAGUACCUCCUUGGUCAGUUUUAAUUUGAUUUUGAGAACAUGUUUUCAGUUGAAUUUUUUCACAACUUCAGUGAUUUCAAUCAGUCCUCUUUUAGCAGAUUAAUAUUGUUAGACUCUAAUAUUUUUUUUUUUUUUUUGAAAACCGAAUGAGAUGGCUCUUUAUGAUAUCAAAAUCUUCGGUCAUUUUAUUCGCCAAAGGUACCUGCACAAGCACUCAGUAUGCGUAUGCGAAAGACUCUUGAAACAUUGUCACUUGUCAGCUCUGUUUCAGGUGCCCUUGUCAUAGAUUUUUCUACAAAAGAAAAAAAUGAAUAAAAAACAUUUAAUUAAGAGUUUAGUAUUUUAACGGAUUUCAAUUUAUUUGUUGUAUUCCUUGUCAAGCUCAUCUCUCUUGGUGAUCGCAGCAUACUAUCAUCCAAUCAUUUUGUAAGCUGAUUUAACAAAGCAAAAUACAAAAUCGGAUUUUUUUCUAACCUGUCUCUAUUUAACAGUAGAAAAGAGCUCAGUAAGUUACGAAUGAUUUUGUCAACCACACCUUUCAUGUUUGAUGUUAAAAUGUUCAAAACUACCAUCUGCCCAUUUCUCUGCAGUAAACCGUAAAUAAUCAUUUUUGAAAUUUUAAACAAUUUAAUUCUAAGUUAAUAUUUUAAAUGUAUCAUCAGAUUGUCAGUCAUCGUAAAAUAUUACUAGAUUAUGGCUGUUUUUUAUUUUUCAAACUAAAAUUUGCUUAAUAUUACUUGAUUGGCCUGGAUGUUGUAUCGAACUGUAAAUCAGAACUUUCUUUCCCUCAACCACGUUGUUAAUAAACUGAGUGAUUACUUUUUGUUUCAAAAGUUCCUCAAAAUUCUAUGAGAAUUGUUGAGUUCAAACGAGGAAAGCAUUGUGUUUUGUGUUUCAAGUGUAUUUCUACCGACACCCUACAUGUCUCAUCCAAUGCCCCAAUUCGCUGAACAUCUGAAAUGACAAAAUUUAAUAUCAGUCUUGCAAGCAACCGAUCAACACAUAUAAUUAAGCCUAAUCAAAUAGUAUUGUUAUUUAGUUUUUAAAAUGUGAUAAAUUGUUGUAAUUAUGUUAUCCAUUUAUCAAGAGGCAUUGUAAAUUUUCUCAAUGUUGUAACAGUAACUGCAGCACGGUUGCUCAUUUGUAAGAAAAAAAGCCAUGUUUCAUUGAUGAUAAAAGUCUUAAUGGAAAAUUAAGUAAUUUUAUUCUAAUGGACAGAUUGCCACAAAAUGAGAAUUUUCCCAUCCCCCAUAAUACUUUUUCAUUUUUGACCAUGUCAAUUACAAUGUAAAAUUUACAUGAUAGCAAUAGGUUGUUCUGAGAUAAAAAGCUAUUCCUGUUCUAACAUCAUGUAAAACUUUCAUUUCCUUCGAAUUGGUGGGUGUACUUUAUUAAUAGUUCGUCUUAUAUGUAGUAGAUUGAAUGAUCAUUGAAUUUGUCUUGGUUUUUUCCUUUGCUUUCAACAUCAGCAGCCGUGCUCUGUGUUUUAUUUUUCUCAUUAAUUUAUUUUGCCAUGUCCUUCAAUGAAAUUUUACGACGAGUAAUCAUUUUGCCAUUUUAUUUUAUGAAGUAAAAUCUUGAGCCAGCAGGAAAUCUACUGUGUAAUUCCACCAAAAGUUACUGAAGUUUUAAGACAAAUAGAAGUAGCUUGAUUGUGAUGGGUGAUUUACUUCAAAUGCUUUUUGUCAGUUCAAGAGCAAAGUCUUUCAGAUUUCUUUAAGAGAUUCGAUGGAAAAUCUAUCUAAGUUUUGGUCAUUAGCACUUUGAUUGUCAUUGUGUUAACAAGCUUUCUCCCUUUCAGUACCGCAAGGAACUUAAAAAGCUUUGAAAUAUUUUGUGUGUGACCAAAGCACUAGCAAAAUAUUGGUGAAAGCCUUUUCCUCAGAAAUAUCAAUUUGUCAGUAGUUAUCUGUAAUCAGUACCUGGCCUUCAAGUGUACGCAUGGCAGUCAACGUGUUAUUCCUGGCAACCUGUCUUGCCAAGGUGAUAAGUCUCAAAACAGUUCUUAGAUAGAUUUUUGGCACAACUCUUGUUGUAGUUUUUGGAACCAACUUUUUCAUUUUCACAUCUUUCUGCCAAAGGGACCAAUUUGAUUAUUUAAUCAAGUAUGUGUGCAGUACUUAUUAAAACUUUUAUCCAUUUGAACUCCAUGCUUUUGUCUGGCAAUUUUUGUAUUGAAUUUGUACUUGAAAAGCAUCCUACUUAGCAUCGGGUUAUUGAAUAUCAUGUAAUUUACUCCUGUGUCCUCCGUACAUCAGUAAAUCUGCUUUAAAAUGUAUAAAUAUUUUUACCCAAACCCUUCACAUAGGACCGGUUCUUUUUCCUCUAUUGCUGGUUCGCUAAUACUGGCUCAAUAUUUGAUCGUUGUUAAAUAACAGGGUACUGCUAAUAAUUGAUAGAAGUCAAUUAAAUUUGAAUCUAAUCACAUUAAAUAAUAGUGCACACUCUUAGUUUGGGGCCGUGUCAAUAAGCGUAUGUACUGCUUAAGCCAAUUUUUCCCUUCCCCUAAAUAAUGAGCUCCUUGAAAAUCUGAUACUUCGAAAGAAAAUCUCAGUCCUGUAAAUGGCAAUUGUGUUCCCUGUAAAAUUAUUCCUUUUUUCAAAUUGCUGCGUUCUGCUUUUGAUCUGUUCUUUUCUCUCAGUUUUUACCUAUGAAAUAAAUGUUGGUCUUCUAAUCAUCUAA